Vitis vinifera (wine grape) is the source of this 867-nucleotide messenger RNA. RefSeq lists its product as uncharacterized. Lineage: Eukaryota; Viridiplantae; Streptophyta; Magnoliopsida; Vitales; Vitaceae. The transcript is spliced from 4 exons. The record is from RefSeq and is a predicted model, not a curated record. Gene Ontology annotation, molecular function: calcium ion binding. The coding region runs from base 168 to 665 and encodes 165 amino acids.
UAAAAACAUAUUGGCCUUUAUUAUCUGCAGCCGCAGAGAAUUCCCCCCUCUAUCUUCUUAUCUCCUCCUACAAGGCUCGGCAAGGGAGCUUGAGGAUUUCAGAAUUGGCGAGGCAUUGGGAUUGAGGUUUUGAAUAAUCAAUACAACGCCGUUAUACCCGCCCAUCCAUGGGACAGGUCUUGGACAAAUUUCAAGGGAAGGAAUGGAGGCAAAGACAGAUAAGAAAGAUUACUGAUAAGGUGUUUGAUCAUAUCAAAAAUGAUGAUGGAAGGGCUAAUUUGACAUUUGAAGAUCUAUAUAUUGCUGUCCUACUUGUGUACAAUGAUAUGAAUAAGAAGUUGCCUGGGCCUCAUUUUGAUCCCCCCUCCAAAGAGCUAGUCAGAGAAAAAAUUCAGGAGUGUGAUAUCAACUUGGAUGGAGAAAUUGAUCGUGUAGAAUUUGGGGCAUUUAUUCAGAAGCUAACAGUUGACACAUUCAUCACGGUUAGUCAGGGGUUACUUGUUACUUUGGUUGUGGCACCAACAGUUGCAGUCGCGACAAAGAGGGCAACUGAGGGAGUCCCAGGAGUGGGGAAGGUGGUGCAGCGGUUACCCAAUUCAGUUUAUGCAUCCCUCAUCACUCUUGCAAUUGUGCUGUUCCAGAGAUCAAGCUACGAGGUGGUGUAGAUUGGUUUGUUUCUUUUUAGUUGAAUUUUAUGUUUGUGUGACUAAUGUUUGUUUCCAGUUAAAAUUUAUAUUGCAUACCAGAUACUUGCACCCUGGUAGUUGUGUAUACAAGCUUAUAAUGAUGUAAUUCUCUGUGGCUGUGUGCUAUUCAUGAAUAAAUGCUUCCGAUAUUACUAAUAUUAUUAUUAUUAUUAUUAUCAUA